AUGGCAGCAGCAACCGCAUCUCUUACCGGCACCAUGGCCAGCACAUCCUUCCUCCGCCGCCAACAGCCCACCACCGCCAUCCGUUCUCUCUCCGCCUCCAACAAAACAGCAGCCCUCUUCGGACUCAAAUCCAACACCGGCAUCCGUAACCGCGGCGGAGUUACCAUGAUGGCCACAUACAAGGUCACCCUCGUGACCCCGGAAGGAACCCAGGAGUUCGAGUGCCCUGAUGACGUGUACAUCCUUGACCACGCCAUGGAGGAAGUCGGUAUCGAUCUGCCAUACUCAUGCAGGGCUGGGUCUUGCUCAUCAUGCGCCGGGAAAGUGGUCUCCGGCAGUCUGGACCAAUCAGACGGCAGCUUCCUCGACGACGACCAGUUGGAGGAAGGGUGGGUGCUCACCUGUGUGGCUUAUCCGACCUCUGACGUCACCAUCGAGACCCACAAGGAGGAGGAGCUCACUGGCUAA
This is a messenger RNA of Lactuca virosa, 468 nucleotides long. The record is from the annotation of a GenBank genome assembly. Lineage: Eukaryota; Viridiplantae; Streptophyta; Magnoliopsida; Asterales; Asteraceae.